AGGUUUCAUUUUUAUUUAAUUUUCAUCAUUAAAAAAUCACAUCAUCAUCAUCGUCGGGUCGGAGUCGGAAACAUGUACGGCGGACCUUCUUCCAAACUGGGCCGCGGCGGCGGUCCAAAACGUCUCCACAACUCAUUCCCUCCUCCACCGCCUCACCGUCCACCUUCCUCCGCCAAUUCUCGUCUCUCCCUCGGUGGCUCCGCCAAGAAAACGCCACCGGCGGUGGAGGAAACAUUCAACCUUGUCUCUGGAACCAAUCCCCUCGCAUUUUCUAUGAUCAUUAGGCUUGCGCCUGACCUUAUUGAAGAGAUCAAGCGCGUGGAAGCACAGGGUGGUACUCCCCGUAUGAAAUUUGAUCCUAACCCGAAUAAUCCUAAUGGAAAUAUUAUCGACGUUGGUGGGAAGGAGUUCAGAUUUACAUGGUCGAGGGAUGGUGAUCUAUGUGAUAUUUAUGAACAGCGCCAAAGUGGUGUAGAUGGAAAUGGUUUGCUUGUUGAAUCUGGGUGUGCCUGGCGCAAAGUGAAUGUACAACGUAUCUUGGACGAGUCAACUAAGAAUCGCGUCAAAAUGCGGUCAGAGGAAGCUGAACACAAGCUCAAGUCACGCAAAGCCAUUGUCUUGGAGCCUGGGAAUCCGUCCACGAAGAGCCAGAUGAAGGCAGUGGCAGCUGUGGAGGCUACGUCAUGGAAGGCUAAAUUUGCAAAGAGAGAAGCUGCACUUAAUAAUAAGAAAAGGAAAGUGGAGACUCUUCAAGUUGGAGGCCCCCAAAAACCUCUCAGACCUGGAUUGAAGUCAACAACCACUACUACCAAGGGCAAACGUUCUUCUCCUCUACCAUCUUCACCUGAUCAUUUUGCUCCUUCUUCCUCUCCACUGGGAGCUGUAAACAUCUCUAAAAGCCUUGAUGAUGCUGUGCCAUCAGAAAUGACAGACAAGCAGGAUACCAAUGUUGUCUCUGAGAAAGAAAUCCCUACCAGGGAAAGCAAUGCUAUGAGGAACAAACCAGGAGGCAAAGGAAAUAAUGGAUCUAAACCAUCAGAUUUGCAGAGCUUCUUAAUUUCUCUCCUAAAAGAUAAACCUAACGGAAUGUCUCAUAAGGCCUUGGAGAAAUCAGUCAUUGAAUCACUUCCAAGUUCCAUAAAGGAUUUUGUGCCGAUUAUAAAAAGAAUUGCAACAUUCCAGCCCCCUGGAAGGUAUAUUUUAAAGCCAGCGGUAGAUUCGGAAAGCUUCAAGAAACCUCAGACUGAAAGUGGAAGUUCACCUGAAGAAAAUCAUAACCAAAUACCUGCCCAUGAAGAGUUUCAUAAUCAGACAUCAGUUCCACUGGGAGGUUUUGAAGACAAACUUCCAAACGACGAUUUGGAGGAAACAGUGCAAGUAGAAUCCAAAGUGGAAGAAGCAUCAAACACAUUGGAAAAAAUUGACACGCAACAUGUUUCACCUGAUAUAUUUGGUGACCGAAAAGGUUCUGAUUAUAGUGAAGGUAGGGCAGGCAGCUCCAGUGCUAGUGGAAGUGAUAGUGAUAGUGAAAGCAACAGUAGCGACAGUGGAAGCGACAGUGGAAGCCAUAGUAGGAGCAGAAGUAGAAGUCCUGCUGGAUCAGGAAGUGGGAGUAGUAGCGACAGUGAAAGCGAUGCGUCUUCCAGCAGCAAGGAGGCAUUGGAGGGUUCUGAUGAGGAUGUAGAUAUUAUGAGUGAUGAUGAAAAAGAACCAAAGAAUAAAGCAGAAGCUUUUGAUCAAAGGAUCUCCAUUCCUGUAAAAUCUCCUGAUGGAAGAUCUAUGCAGAUUGAGAUUAAUGAGAAGCAGGAUGGUAAUGAAUCUGAUGCAGUUGAUAUUGAAAAAGACUCACCUGCGGAACAGGAAGCUAAUAUGGGGCUAACUACAGAUACCAUUUCCAAUAAAGUUGGAAAGUAUGCAGAAGAUACGAAGCCUUCUUCACCUGAUUAUCAACAGCUCCAGGAGCGCAAAAAUUAUAUAGGGAGUUUGUUUGAUGAAAGGGAAAGUGAAGUCACAGAUAGCUCUAGAAACGAACGGUCUGAUAGGCUAUCUAAAGGUAAACAUAAGAGGGGUUCUGAAUUGAGGAAUAUUGAUGAGAAAUCUGAAGGUACAAAGAGGUUGAAAGCAGGAAACUUGACUCGUGAAUCAUAUCCUCCAGGUACAGAUGUACAAAUGUUUGGGAACUCUAGAAAUUUUUCUCCAUUUGAAUUUACUGAAGACACUGGCAAGGGCCCCAAUACACAAGUGGGGAAUAGAGCUGACAGACAAGGAAACUCCGAUCUUGGUUUCCAGAAAGGAUUUAAUCGAGCAUUGCCUGGAAAAUCUAGUUCAGAUUUACCACAAACAGGUCAAAGGUCCUUUGACCAAAGCCCUCUAGGAAAUCCUUCCUAUCCAUUAGAAAAAUCAAAUAAACUUGAAGGUAGAAGGCAUAGCAGGAAACACUCUGGAAAGGACUUCCGUGCACGUGAAGUUUCUUAUGCACAGGAAAAUAAAUCUCAUAGAGAUGGUCAAAAUGAAGAUAUUUAUGCCACCGAGAAAAAAGUCCCCAGGAAUUCCAGGGAUGGUAGUAUUGGAAGUAAGCAAUCACUAUUAUCCAUGGAUUCUAAUUACCAAAAACAAGGUGAAAUGGUUGGUAAGUUAAAGGAAGGCCAACAAAGUACGCAGUCACAUUUGGGAACAUCACCUAAGGAUAACAACAGAACUGGUCUUAACAAAUCCCCUGCUGUUAAUGGGCAAGGCAUCUCGCUUCAAAGAGAGCUUUCAGACUUGGAGUUGGGAGAACUUCGCGAGUCCACUCCAGAUGAAACCAUUGCUGCAAAGCAAUUUGAACGAAAAGGUUCGUUUAAACAUAUGGAAAACAAAGCAAACACUUCAGAGGAUGUGAAUUCAAACAUCAAUAAAGUAAAACCUUCAUCGAAAGCAACUUUAGAUUCUGGAAGGCCAUCCUCGGUGUUAAGUUCAGGUUUUCCUAGCAAUUUGGAAGUCACAAAUAAAAAGAAUGCUGAUUAUCAUUUUGAAGAUUCAACAAAGUCUCGUUCUAGAGUUAUGCAGACUCAUUCCCAGCAUUUGAAAGCAGAUAAUGUGGACGUUGGAUCUCAAAACAAAUUGACAGAAAUGAGUACCAAAUUUAGAAAUAGUGAAUCUGGGAUGAACCAUGAUAUUGAUUUGGAUGGUCGCAGUGAAAGCAAUAGAAGAGUGCCUGCAAAUGGGUCUAAGCAAGAGGCAAAACGUGGAAUGGUUUCUUACCCUGUGAAAGAAAGUAAAAGACAAACACCUAAUUCACGUGAAGAGGUGCCUGAUGGAAGAAAGGAUUCAGUAUUUGCAGAUAGAAAUAAUGGUGACCAAAAGAAGAGAGAAUCCUCCUCAGAUGAAAAUAGUUGCUCUUAUUCGAAGUUUGAAAAGGAGGAACCUGAAUUAAAGGGACCUAUAACGACUUUCUCCCAAUAUAAAGAAUAUGUGCAGGAUUACCAGGAUAAAUACGAGAGUUACCUCUCUCUGAACAAGAUUUUGGAGAAUUACAGGGUUGAGUUUCAGAAACUAGGUGAUGAUUUAGAAUAUGCUAAAAGCAAGGGGGAUAUGGAUAGAUACGCCGACAUUGCAGCACAAGUUAAGGAAUCCUAUAGGCGAUGUGGAGCGAAACACAAGAGACUGAAGAAAAUAUUUAUUGUGCUUCACGAAGAACUGGUGAAUACCAAGCAAAUGAUCAGAGACUUUGUUCAGUCCAAUAAAGACUGAAAAUACAAGAGUACCAUUUACAUAAAAUUGAAACAUGCUCAUCAAAGCUUUAGAACUUUUGGGUGAUACAUGAAGUACAUUUCAUAGAUGAAUUAUUGUGCAGAUUUGUAUGCGCACUAGCUUUUAGUAUAAAUUUUGGUAGAGCCGUAUAUUGUACAUAAAUAAAAUGUAUUUAUUCUUAUGCAUAGGUAUGACAUUUUUAUGGCUUAGCCAGACCAUUUUUUCAAAUUCCGGAUAAAUGUUGUAUUGUUCUUCUUGUCAAACAAGUUUAGUUUGCUUCAGUCUCCACAUUUCUGGAGAAAAUUGAGACUUACAUUUCAACAUCGUUGAACUUAUGCUUGGCCACAUGGUCAUUAUAAGAAAAUUGCUGCCAAAUAAAGCAAGGAAUUAUUAUAAA
Medicago truncatula (barrel medic) is the source of this 4129-nucleotide messenger RNA. Its product is annotated as dentin sialophosphoprotein. NCBI's taxonomy places the organism in Eukaryota, Viridiplantae, Streptophyta, Magnoliopsida, Fabales, Fabaceae. The record is from RefSeq and is a predicted model, not a curated record.